GCAGCUGCGCCUCGCCUGUGACACGGAGCGUGUCGGCUCCCCAGGCAGCCUGGGCUAAUGGCAUGCCGUGCUCCAGGCCCGAUCUUUUUUGUAAGGUUACCAAAGUCUAACUGCGCGCAGUUGUGCUGUUUAAAUUUUUUCUUAAAAUGAAAUAAAUCCAAGCUGCAACAAAGUGAUCGUUCUCUGGCUUCAAGUUUCUCUGUUACUAAAUAACACAGAAAAAUAGUUACAAUAGCGUUGGUGGCACUAGAAUCGGAGGAAGUUUGCAGUUCUGCCUCCCGCUAUGAACGUACCGAGUGUGUGCCAGGCUGGACUGUACCCACUGAUUGUGAAUUAGACUACGGUAGUGAUGGACUUGAUUAUAACUCACUGCAUGGAUGAAGUGAAAAAAUACUGAUUGUGCAGUCAAAGUAGAGACAAUAGACUUGAGGAGUCGUGUCUUCUGGAAUUGAAAGUAAAUGGAAUGGGAUCUGUUAAUUUGCAUUGUUGCAAAAAUUAUUUGGCUCUCUUAGGUUCCCUCUUCUGUCACAAGUAUAAAGGAAAUCGUUUUGGAAUAUGACAGAAGAAUUAAUUUCUAUUCUAUGGAACGAUCUCUCUUGGUUGCUUAUUCAUAUUGUUAGGAUAGGCCAGCCUUGGGACAAGCUGUUGAGCUUAACUAAAGAGUGUAAAUCCUAUUGAGAGUGAGCAGGUCUAUUUAUUAUUAAUCAAAGUUAUUUAUGAAAGAUACAUAUGACAGUCUAAUUCACAGUAAAGUCAAACAUUGUGGGAAUCAGGAGUUUACAAGAGGAUACAGUUAGAGCUCAGAGAGUGAUUUUUUCAUUCAGGCAUCAAGUUACUGGUAUAAAUAUAAAGCAAAAAUACAAGAGAAAAUGUGAGUUUGCAUUUUAGAAAAUUUAGACUGUUGAGUCAGAAUUCUGACAAAGUCAAACUUUGGGUAUGUGCCUGCUUAGGAAGCUAGUGAUGAAUGUAAAAAACCCAGGAGAUGUUUCUAGUUAAUGCUGAUCAAUUCUGAUCUUGUAUUUGUUUAUGACGUGGUUUUGUUUCUUUUUGUUCCUACAAUAGAUAGCACUCCCUUAUUCAGGAUUCCAUGUACCAGAACUGCGGAUGUCAAAAGGCUUUCUACUGCAGUUAUUUCAACAAAUCAGUGUCAAGCUGCAUAUAUUAUCUAGCUCUUAUAUAUUUAUAUUUUGGUGAACAUCUGUGUUCUAUUCUGAAGAGACUAACAGGUGCUAGUAAUGUAAAGCCAUUGGAUGGUGUGAAAAUUCUUGAUUUAACAAGGGUUCUUGCAGGACCAUUUGCCACAAUGAAUUUGGGAGAUCUAGGGGCUGAAGUUAUCAAAGUGGAAAGACCAGGGGCUGGUGAUGACACAAGAGCCUGGGGUCCACCUUUUGCUGGGACAGAAAGCAUUUAUUUUCUCAGUGUUAAUAGAAAUAAAAAGAGUAUAGCUAUCAACAUGAAGGAUUCAAAAGGAGUAAAGCUAAUCAAAGAGCUUGCAGCAGCAUCUGAUGUUUUUGUGGAAAACUUUGUCCCUGGGAAGCUGGCUGAAAUGGGUCUAGGUUAUGAAGAUAUUAAAAAGAUUGCUCCUCACAUAGUGUACUGUUCAAUAACAGGUUAUGGUCAGACUGGUCCAGUGGUUCAGAGAGGUGGAUAUGACUCCAUUGCUGCUGCUGUUUCUGGUCUCAUGCAUAUCACAGGGCAUGAGGAUGGUGAGCCAGUUAGACCAGGAGUAGCAAUGACGGACCUUGCUACUGGGUUGUUUACAUAUGGAGCAAUUAUGGCUGGUUUACUUCAGAGGUAUAAGACGGGAAAAGGACUACACAUUGACUGCAAUCUCUUGUCAACUCAGGUUGCAUGUCUCACUCAUGUAGCAGCUAAUUACCUUAAUUGCAAAAUUGAAGCAAAACGCUGGGGUACUGCUCAUGGGAGUAUUGUUCCAUAUCAGGCAUUUAAGACCAAGGACGGCUACAUCGUGGUGGGAGCUGGAAAUGAUCAUCAGUUUGUCACUGUGUGCAAGAUCCUGAAUUUGCCUGAAGUUAGUAAAGAUUCCAGAUACAAAACGAAUACACUCAGAGUCCAGAACAGAAAAGAACUCAUUGAUAUAUUGUCAAAACGGUUUUCAGAAAAAGCGACGACUGAGUGGUUGCAGCUCUUUGAAGGGAGCGGGGUUCCAUACGGCCCGAUCAACAACAUGCAGCAAGUGUUCUCAGAUCCUCAGGUACUGCACAAUGGACUUGUGAUGGAAAUGAAUCAUCCAACAGCUGGGAAGAUAGCUGUUCCAGGACCAGGUGUCAGAUACAGUGAAUUUGCUGUGUCACAUCCAAAACCACCUCCACUUGUUGGACAACACACAGUGGAGAUACUGAAGAGCAUGCUGGGGUAUGAGGAUGACGCUAUAGAAGAACUGCUUCGCACUGGUGCUGUGGCUCAGCAUGAGGUCAGAUAAGGAACAUUAGCUACAUUCCUUCACACUGAGUUCACAUUACUUUGUCCUCUCUUUGCUCCCUUCAGUUUCCCUAAUGGGACUCAAACAGAAGACAUAAUUUAAUUCCUAAUUUUCUUCCAUGUGUGUUUGUAUGAUUUUAACACUGAUGUAUCAAAUAAACAAUCUCAUUCUGUC
Molecule: messenger RNA, 2617 nt
Organism: Cyanistes caeruleus (blue tit)
Lineage: Eukaryota; Metazoa; Chordata; Aves; Passeriformes; Paridae
Gene: SUGCT
Product: succinyl-CoA:glutarate-CoA transferase
Cellular component (GO): mitochondrion
Molecular function (GO): succinate-hydroxymethylglutarate CoA-transferase activity
Source: RefSeq, a predicted model, not a curated record